UCCACCCUGGUGCCUUCGCUGCUAAACCAUUCACAGUCUUCUUUCAAAGUUCACGAGCUCGAUAAGUCAUCACUGCGUUCUCAGCUUUAGGUUUUAAUGAUACCAUGGCACCAGUCAUCUGUUAGUGACCAGCACAUCUGUCUUUUCCCAUCACAUAUAGUGAUUGUAAUCAGCGACGAACUCCGUCUUUUGUGAUAGCAGCAAAAGUAUUUGAAUACAAAUACUCGUACAAUUUUAUGAGAUUCCACUCUUCGAAUAGUGACCAAAUAGAAAGCCAAUCUGUUGUGUUACCAACGGCAAUAUUUUGUGUCAGUGACUGAAAAGUAGUCAUCCGUGACACUUGACGUGUGAUUGUGGCAAGUGUUGAUCCUGGCGCCGCUAGUGUGAGGCAUCAUCACCAGUUGGUGGGCGCGGGCGCACGUGCUGACAGUGGAUCUUUACGUCUCCGGGAAGGUGCAGUAGCCGAUUACCAUCACUCCUGGCAGAGGACAUAAUCCUGCACGUAUCACCAGGAACCUCAGGGAGCCACGCUUCCACCAGCUGCAUGUGUUAGUGAUGGUGUGUCCGGGGCUGAGGGAUCCGGGCGGGGAGGGACAUGAGGUCGUCAGUGAGCGUUAUCCUCUCCAACCCACCGCCCGACACUACCAUGAGUUACCCAGAUUACUGCACAAGCCCCCACCACCACCAGACCCUACUGGUGCUCGUCAGACAAGUGGGGUCCCAAUUAAAGAGCCGUUCAUUUCAUAAGCUCUAUGAUCGCAUUAGUCGUGUAGGUCAAGUUAAGGUAAGUGAUUCAAAUGGGUCCCAACGCCCGGUGUGGGUCACUUACCGACGUGAUUACCCCGUGGAGAACAAUGACUGGGGAGACUUCCAGACACAUCGCCGAGUUCUUGGCAUUAUCACAAUAGGUCAAGUGGGUAGCCAAAGUGAUCUAAAUGACAUUUGUAAACAACAUGAAAGCCUCAAAGUUAAAUACUCGUCCACAUUGUAUGACUCUCGCUGUAUUAUCUUGGGUCUUAACCCAGAUGGUACUAUGUAUGAGGCAGAUUCUCGUGGACCUUCUCGGGGUACCUCUCCAGAACCCAAUGGAGGGCUGGAUUCUGGCCCUCACCCUCUGGCUAUUAAUGGCCAUACUCACCCGACACAUGUUAAGAAGAUCUCUGCAGGUAGUACUGAUAGAGACAGUGGUGUAUAUGAGACAGUUAGCGGUGAAGAUAAACCUACAGAUUCUGACAGCCACUCAGAUAGUCCACAGGGUCUCUCAGAGGGUACAACAGACCUCAAGAUUGAGGCUAAUCACGUUAAUGGGUCGGACUCAGGGAGUGAAAGUACAAGUGAAGUUGGUUGUUGUGAUGAUAACAAGAUAGAUUCUCCACGGGAUUCAACUGCAGAUUCUGCCCCAGAUUCAUCUCACGACUCUGCUCAUGAUACCAGCCAGUCCUCCAUCAGUACCUCAACCUCCCAUUCCUCAAGACUCUCCCUCCAACCUCCGUCUAAUUUUAAGACUCGAGCUCUCUUCUACCCAACUGGUGACCAUGCUGUAAACAUUGAAAGUCAGCUACAAGAGUUUGUUAGCUCAUUAUUUUGGGUGCUUGAGUCAAAGCGUCUAGAUAAAAGUCAAGAAAAAUUGGAAAGACCACCCCUGUUGUGCGCUCCCUUUGAACGUAAGGAUUUUAUUGGUUUGGACAUGGACUCACGAACGAACAAGAAACGAUGUGUCGGCCGGUUAAGGAAACAGCUGGCUGACCUAACAUUGCAAGCAGGGUUACCAACUGAAGCCAUCAUGCAUUAUAGUCAUGCUGCAGACACACUCCGCAACUGUAAUGAUUGGCUCUGGCUCGCUGCUUGUUUUGAGGGCUUAUGUGCUGCUUCUGUGGUCACGCUUUAUCCCAACCUGCGCCGAAGUUUUGGCCUUCAACGUUUCUCCAGCCUUGGUGUUGGAGGCAACCUAGGGGGCUCAGGUGGCAUAGGUAAUAGGAGUCGCAAUGGAUCAGUGAACACUAACUCACUGCCUGCAGGCCUUGACCCCUCUAUAGUGAAACAGACAAGUAAACACUGCCUCUCUCCUGAUGAUAUUGUUGACAAAUAUCGGGAAGCUAUUGUACAUUAUAGUAAGUAUCGUAAUGCAGGGGUGGUGGAGACAGAGGCGAGUAUCAAAGCUGUACACGUACUGAUUGAGCAAAGACGCUACCUCAUGGCUGCAGAAUUCCUCUCAAAUGUUGUCUUCAUUAACCUUCAGCUCUCUGAUGAGGAAAAGUGUACUACCUUGCAGAUUGCACGCUUCAAUGCUCUGGCAGAUCUUUAUCACCAAAUUGGAUUCCACCGGAAAGCCUCUUUCUUUCGGCGUGUAGCUGCAAUGAGAUGUGUAGCACCUCAGAAUCAACAACCUGACUGGGGUCAGUGUUACCGCCUGUUGCUGCAGACCCUGGAGGGAUAUAAAGUUUGCCUUGAUCCUUUAGAAUUUCGAAAGGAUGGUAGUCAGGGUUGGCCUUCACUACAAAUUCAGAUCCUGCAGGAGUUAGUGGGUACUUCACGAAGGAUGGGUCAACAUGCCCUCUGUACUCGCCACCAAGCAUUCUUAGUUUGUGCGAUGCUGCCACACCUGAGUGAGACAGAACGUCAAGAAACUGCCACUAUGUUGGAGUCUCUCAGUGCAAGAAGUGGGAGUGGGCCAGCUCCUCUAGUUGUACAGGAAACUGGGAUUAUCAUACCACCUGUCAACUUCCUCAACAUACCUGUCUGCAGAAAAGUGCGUCUAAUAGCCCCAGCAACUGGUAGAAAAGCAGAGAAAAAGCUCUCAUUGACUGGAGAGGAAGAUACAGGGCCAUUCAUCUUUUCUCCCUUUACUUCUCUCACCAGCAUUAAUGAACGUCGUACAAAUGGCAAAAUGGAGUUUGACUGGGUUGAAGGAGAUGUGUGUGAGAUCUGUUUGGACCUAGAGAACCCAAUGCCUUUUGAACUUAAGGUUACUAACAUGAUGCUUAUAACUGAAGGGGCUCAGUUUGAGUCUUGGGCAUCUACGACUGUACUAAAACCUGAAAAGGGUCUUCAGUCAGUCACCAUACGAGGGCGACCACAAAGUGCUGGGGAGUUGCGAGUUAUAGGUUACUCCUCCACUGUUAUGGGAGUCAGCAGCAACUGUCGACUAAAAUUCAUGUCGCAGUUGAAGAUGCCGCAAUACUCUGUAAAUGUUGUGCCUGCAUUACCAUUAAUACAGAUACUGACUGGCAACUGUAGCACAGGAAGUUUAGGUGUUGAGAGACCAGUUGGUGAAGAGUGUGGAAACUUGCACUUGUCCUUGUCUGCUGGAGAGACCCAUGAGUGCUCUGUGGUGCUACACAAUUUGUCAUCCCAGCCAGUGGAGGAACUCACCAUCACCCUUGAAUCAAAAAUGGACAAAGAGUUGUUAAAUCAGGUGUUUCAAUACAGUGAGGAAAACAUCCACGCCCAGCUUCCUAUCCCACCAGGUGGUAAGGCUUCUCUAACCCUCUAUGUUUAUGCUGUUUCUGACUUCCUGUGUCCUGGUCGCUUAGAUGAGUCCUUGGAAACAACUAGUAUGAUUUCUGGCAGUGAACCACCGUCCUUAAUAUCGGGUGGACCUUCCUCCCUACCCUCCAGACAAUCUGCAGCUACCUCAAGCACCCGUGGGGCACGCACGCGUAGAACAGAUUCAUCCGCUUCACUGUUAUCAUCCCGUUCAGGAUCAAGCGUAAGAUCUGGAUCAUCUUCCUCCACUCAGGCACCUUCGUCAACUAUUAGAACCCGAGCUACACUCAACACACCAGGCUGCACUGGAAGAACACUAGAUGCCACCUUGAUGGUGAAAUAUUCAGGUGGAUCAGGAAUGAGUGCUGAUUUUUGCCGCAGUACCCAAUUGACGAUCAAUAUUGAGGUGACGCCCUCACUGCUGGUGACCAGAUGGGAUGUUCUUCCUGCCGAGUUGCCUCACCAGUGUUAUGUUGUGCUGGACCUCCUCAAUUGUGCCUCUCAUGAGAUGGACCUCCAUUACACACCCACCAAGCAUAUUCUCAUAGAAGCUGGAGAUUCUUGUAGAGUUCCUGUUCCUGUUGACCGCUGUCCUCUUGCUACUCUCACACAGGAUACUAAUAUGAGUGAGAGUGGAUGGGGAUGGUCAACAGUUCUUGGGGGUCAUGUUGCAUCAUUGGUAGAGCUUCGAUGGACAUUAGGUCCCAGUGACACUCCAGGCCGAGCAUCCCUUGCUGGCAUAACGUUCCCUCCAUCAACUCACGACCUCAUUACCAUGGCUCCCAUUCACUGGGAUGUUCAAGUGGAUGGGCAAGAUGUAGUUGGAGGAACAGAAAACAGUGGAGUGGUCGGUCGCACACUAGAACUAAAUGUUGGAAUAACCAAUACAAGUGGAGCUCCCUUGCCCCCACUCAGCCUACGUCUCACCGCUUUUCAGGACCAUCAGAAUGGCCACCUGAACUAUCGUCUAGAAGCUAAGAUGACCACAACAGGAGCUACCAAAUUGACUACACCUCAGUUAGCUGAGGGGGAAGAGUUCCAGCACUGCUGUGGGCUAGUCUUCUUCACUGCAGGAGUGUACAAAGUAGAGGUGACAUGCUCUCCAGCAGCUGCAGUUGCCCAGGCAUCGUUUUAUGAGAAUGUCACUCCAGCACACCAACAUGCUUGGAAGUUUGCUCCACCAUUAGAGAUAACAAUAACUGAUGUAUGAUUUUGGUGCUAUGUUUCAGAAAUACCUUAAUGUUUAAUAAAUAUUUAUGAAGAAGUAAAUGACAUUAAAUUUUAGAGUGGUACCUCAUGAUUAAGAAAAUUUACCCAACAAUAUCACUGUCUUUUAAGAGUUAAAUAUACAUUAUAUCCGUUAUAUAUAUAACUAAUAAUUACAAACACAACGAAGACAUUCAAAACAUCUUCAAACUUGUGUGUGUUGUACAAACACUCACUAUCUUUUGAGUUGCUUGCAUUUUAUCUCUAUUUACUGGUGUACUCAUAAUAACAUGUGUUGCUACUGGUCAUACUUACAAGAAGCUGUACUUCAGAAAGUCAUGGUUUGAAUGUGACAGUAUUUCAGUAACACAAUAUCAGUAUUGUGAGUGUGGUCUUCCCGUUGGAACAUCACAUCUGUGGUAUACGUAAAUGCCUAAUUGUUAAUGAAGUGUUUAGCUACACAUUUUUUAUUAGAAUCUGAAAGUCACUUUUAUCUUCCAAAUGAGUACAAGGCUGCCAAAUUAAUAUACUGAAAGUAAUUUUUUUUCUCAAUAUCCCAGCCUCUUUCAAGCAUCCUUGAAAGUACUGUAAUGUGCUCAGAUGCAUGGUUGUAAUACAGUGAAUUUAUUCAGAAUGUGCCAACAAGCACACUUUUUUAUUUGAAAGUAAGACAUGUGAUUUGAUAUAUAAAGAUGACCUAAGCUGUAAUGGUAAAAUUUUGUUAAUGCCUCAUAUUUCUUAACCAAGAGUUUGGCUUCCCAAGCAUCCAGAUGAAGGUCAGAUUUAAACAAAUUUAAGGAAGAUGUUUGUGUGGAUUUAAACAUCACACAAGUAUGGAUUAACUUGGGAUGUAUAUAAGUUGGCCAUAUGGGUGGUUGAGGUAUAAUCUUGAUUAUAUAUCAAGAGUGUACAGGGAUUGCUGUUGGAAAAUAGUAAUUUUUAUACAAAGUAUAUGAAUUGCAUUAUAACAACCAAAGUACCAUAGAGUGAUAUGUAUAUUAAGCACAUAGUAUAUAGUUAUGUUAAUGUAUAAUAGAUUACCGAUUUCAUAUGUACAACAGCACAACAUUUGUGCAUUUUGAACUUUGUGAUAUGUAAAAUUUUGAGUGUAUGAUAAUGUAAAGAAUAUUAUGUAGCCUCUGAUCCUUUAGUUGUUGCUUAGUUUUGCUGUGCUCUACAUUGCAAUAAUUUCUAUGCAUCAAAUUAUAUACUGUAUAUUCUGAAAUCUUGUAAACUGUUAAAGAAGUGAUUCUUCCUUAUCUUCAUCCAUGAUGGACAUGUUUAUCUCCUUAUCAAUACUCAUCAUCAACUGAACUAAGCAUGAUGCUCCAAGACACAUCACAAACAGUGUCUAGUCUCACCAGUAGUAAAACCCUAAACUAGCAAUGAUGUUAAACAGUUUUAUUACAUACUGAAAAGUUACAGUUUACUAGCCACAGUUGAUCGAAAGAUGUUAAUGGAAUCUUGGAUGUCUUUUAAGUGACCCUUUAAUGCCAAUAAUCUUGCAUUAACAGAAAACUUCCUUUGGAAAGCAUGGCACAGUGAUGAUAAUAUCUUAGACCUACUUUGCAGUCAUAUUGUUGUUAAAACUGUUGCAUGAUUAUUUAUUCAGGAUGUUUAGUGUCUGAUGUAACAUACCAUAGGCAUUUUAGAAAUGUCUUAAUUGUGUAACCUGAGAAGUUGAUUCUACAUAUACUGUACACCAGAACAGUUGACAUGCAGUUUUCUCCCAUCACUUGAAUUACUGCUCAUCUCUCUACAUAAAUAUGACUGUUUAGGAUGAAUAACUGCAGUGCAAGUGAGAUCUACUAGAUUUAUGGAGGGUUUUUAACCUGUCAACCUGUUGCACAGUAAAGGAGUUACCCUCCAAACUCUCAAUUGGAUGAGCCAUUAAUAUAUAUUCUUUACUUUCACUGGAAUAAACUAGUCAGUAUAUCCAUAAAGACAAACACGAACAUUUUCCAUGACCAUUACAAGUAUAUAACUUUAAGGUGGAAUAACCUACAUCUAAUUUGCCAUUAACCAUUACCAAUUUCUCUGAAAUAACAUUAUUUAAUACUAAUUUUUCUUCCAUCUUAUUUGCAAUAAAGAAAUUUGAUGUGACUUUACUUAUGAUAUCAUGAUGGAACUCUUUUAUAAUACAUCAAUGGGCAUGCUUUAAGAAAUUAGGAAUAAUAGUUUUCUUUUGUCAUAUGUUGUAUACAUAAAGGAAUGUCUCAAGCAGAAUCUUUUCUAUACAGAUCUGAGAUUGAAUCAAGUCAUACAAAAAUUAUAAAAAGUAAGUUAUUCUUAAAUGAAAUUUCAGUUAAGAGAAUUUAAACUGAUUUUGUAGGGUAUUUUAUGUAGACAUUAAAGAGAGGGCUGCAAGUAGUGUAAGAGAUAUAAAAAAAGUACAUACGUAAAUUAAAUUACUCAACACCUACAAGUCUAGAAAGUCAUAAGACCAGACUGGAGUAUUUUGGAUAAUUAUAUUCUUAUUAGGUUAACACUGGAAUAACAACAAUGAUGCAAAUAUCAUGUACUGUACUGUAACAUCAGUGGGUAUUACAUAGAAACAACACAUAAUGUAGAAAUAGGUAGUUUGUGACAAUUUAAUAUGUUUACUUUCUUUCUAUACUAUACUUUUUGUAAGGAAUUUCCACAACUACUAAAUAUAACAUUUACAAAUCUCAAAAUUCACUACUCUGAUGGACAGUGUACCUAACUUGUGUACUCAACAAGGGAGGCAGCUGUACGAGUUGUUUGGCAGGUGAUUAAGGUGGUUGAUUUCUCAUUGCGCCUAUGAAAUUAAUUUUCUCUAAAUUUACUUGAUUUUAUUAUUUAUUCAAUUUAGUAAUAAACAGAAAUUUAA
Homarus americanus (American lobster) is the source of this 7543-nucleotide messenger RNA. RefSeq names its product protein brunelleschi-like (gene brun). The record is from RefSeq and is a predicted model, not a curated record. Bases 596 to 4696 code for a protein of 1366 amino acids. NCBI's taxonomy places the organism in Eukaryota, Metazoa, Arthropoda, Malacostraca, Decapoda, Nephropidae. The transcript has 20 exons. Gene Ontology annotation, cellular component: trans-Golgi network.